GUCUUAAACUCUCCUCUCCCCCGUCCUCCAAGAACCUCUCCCCCGUCCUCCAAGAACCUCUCCCCACGUCCUCCAAGUACCUCUCCCCCGUCCUCCUCAAGAACCUCUCCCCACGUCCUCCAAGUACCCUCUCCCCCGUCCUCCAAGAACCUCUCCCCACGUCCUCCAAGAACCUCUCCCCACGUCCUCCAAGUACCUCUCCCCCGUCCUCCAAGAACCUCUCCCCACGUCCUCCAAGAACCUCUCCCCCGUCCUCCAAGAACCUCUCCCCACGUCCUCCAAGUACCUCUCCCCCGUCCUCCAAGAACCUCUCCCCACGUCCUCCAAGUACCUCUCCCCCGUCCUCCAAGAACCUCUCCCCACGUCCUCCAAGAACCUCUCCCCCGUCCUCCAAGAACCUCUCCCCCGUCUCCAAGAACCUCUCCCCCGUCCUCCAAGAACCUCUCCCCCGUCCUCCAAGAACCUCUCCCCCGUCCUCCAAGAACCUCUCCCCCGUCCUCCAAGAACCUCUCCCCCGUCCUCCAAGAACCUCUCCCCCGUCCUCCAAGAACCUCUCCCCCGUCCUCCAAGAACCUCUCCCCCGUCCUCCAAGAACCUCUCCCCUGUCCUCCAAGAACCUCUCCCCUGUCCUCCAAGAACCUCUCCCCCGUCCUCCAAGAACCUCUCCCCCCGUCCUCCAAGAACCUCUCCCCCGUCCUCCAAGAACCUCUCCCCGUCCUCCAAGAACCUCUCCCCCGUCCUCCAAGAACCUCUCCCCGUCCUCCAAGAACCUCUCCCCCGUCCUCCAAGAACCUCUCCCCCGUCCUCCAAGAACCUCUCCCCUGUCCUCCAAGAACCUCUCCCCCGUCCUCCAAGAACCUCUCCCCUGUCCUCCAAGAACCUCUCCCCCGUCCUCCAAGAACCUCUCCCCUGUCCUCCAAGAACCUCUCCCCCGUCCUCCAAGAACCUCUCCCUGUGUCCUCCAAGAACCUCUCCCCCGUCCUCCAAGAACCUCUCCCCCGUCCUCCAAGAACCUCUCCCCUGUCCUCCAAGAACCUCUCCCCCGUCAUCCAAGAACCUCUCCCCCGUCCUCCAAGAACCUCUCCCCCGUCCUCCAAGAACCUCUCCCUGUCCUCCAAGAACCUCUCCCCUGUCCUCCAAGAACCUCUCCCCCGUCCUCCAAGAACCUCUCCCCCGUCCUCCAAGAACUCUCCCCCGUCCUCCAAGAACCUCUCCCCCGUCCUCCAAGAACCUCUCCCCCGUCCUCCAAGACCUCUCCCCUGUCCUCCAAGAACCUCUCCCCCGUCCUCCAAGAACCUCUCCCCCGUCCUCCAAGAACCUCUCCCCGUCCUCCAAGAACCUCUCCCCCGUCCUCAAGAACCUCUCCCCUGUCCUCCAAGAACCUCUCCCCCCGUCCUCCAAGAACCUCUCCCCCGUCCUCCAAGAACCUCUCCCCCGUCCUCCAAGAACCUCUCCCCCGUCAUCCAAGAACCUCUCCCCCGUCCUCCAAGAACCUCUCCCCCGUCCUCCAAGAACCUCUCCCCCGUCAUCAAGAACCUCUCCCCCGUCCCUCCAAGAACUCUCCCCCCGUCCUCCAAGAACCUCUCCCCCGUCCUCCAA
Messenger RNA from Procambarus clarkii (red swamp crayfish), 1599 nucleotides. Lineage: Eukaryota; Metazoa; Arthropoda; Malacostraca; Decapoda; Cambaridae. The record is from RefSeq and is a predicted model, not a curated record.